Messenger RNA from Salvelinus fontinalis (brook trout), 609 nucleotides. RefSeq names its product stonustoxin subunit beta-like. The transcript has 2 exons. Bases 55 to 609 code for a protein of 184 amino acids. Lineage: Eukaryota; Metazoa; Chordata; Actinopteri; Salmoniformes; Salmonidae. Gene Ontology annotation, molecular function: protein binding. The record is from RefSeq and is a predicted model, not a curated record.
ACUGUCUGUUCUUCUGCUUACCGCUACAGUGUGGAACAUGGUGGAGAGUACACAAUGAAACCUGGGCUUAGAAAAUAUGUCUGUGAUCUCACACUGGACCUAAACACAGUAAACAGACUCCUCUCUCUGUCUGAGGAGAACAGAAAGGUGACAUGUAGGCCAGAGAAGCAGCCGUAUCCUGAUCACCCAGAGAGAUUUGAGGACUGUAGACAGGUGCUGUGUAGAGAGGGUCUGACUGGGCGCUGUUACUGGGAGGUAGAGUGGAGUGGGAGAAGGGCUGAUAUAGGAGUGACAUAUAAAGGAAUCAGCAGGAGAGGAGGGGUUAAUGACUGUUGUCUUGGAUGGAAUGAAAAGUCCUGGAGUCUGUUCUGCUCUGACAACAGUUACAUUGCCUGGCACAAUAAUAAUCCCACUACCAUAGACGUCCCCCCCUCCAGCUCCCACAGAGUAGGAGUGUAUCUGGACUGGCCAGCCGGCACUCUGUCCUUCUAUAGAGCCUCCUCUGACACACUGACCCACCUGAUCACAUUCACCUCCACAUUCACUGAGCCCCUCUAUCCAGGGUUUAAUGUUUGGAAUGAUGGCAACUCAGUGUCCCUCUGUCAGUGA